Molecule: messenger RNA, 2542 nt
Organism: Nycticebus coucang (slow loris)
Lineage: Eukaryota; Metazoa; Chordata; Mammalia; Primates; Lorisidae
Gene: GAL3ST2
Product: galactose-3-O-sulfotransferase 2
Exons: 4
Coding region: 57-1253 (398 amino acids)
Biological process (GO): glycolipid biosynthetic process; glycoprotein biosynthetic process
Cellular component (GO): membrane
Molecular function (GO): galactosylceramide sulfotransferase activity
Source: RefSeq, a predicted model, not a curated record
UGGACCUGGCCCUGGCCCAGAGCUGCAGGGGCCUCACCUUGACCAAGGUCAAGAUCAUGUCCACGCUGGGCAGCUUGCAGAGGUAUUACCAGGGCACCCUCCUCCUCCUCCUGGCUCUGACUGUCUUCUUGCUGACCCACUUCCUGAACGUGGACAUCAAGCUGCUCACCCCGGGCCAGGGUGAGGAGCUGCCGGUCACCAACGUCAUGUUCCUCAAGACACACAAGACGGCUAGCAGCACCGUGCUAAACAUCCUCUACCGCUUCACCGAGACCCACAACCUGUUCGCAGCACUACCCGUUGGCCAGAGCUUCCACCUGGGCUACCCCUGGCUCUUCCUGGCACGCUAUGUGGAGGGCAUGAGUGAGAAUAGCCCAGGUCCUGCCCCGCAUUUCAACAUCAUGUGCAAUCACCUGCGGUUCAACCUGCCUGAGGUGCAGAAAGUCAUGCCCAAAGACACCUUCUACUUCUCCAUUCUCCGUAACCCCGUCUUCCAACUGGAGUCGUCUUUCACCUACUACAAAAGGUAUGUGCCUGCCUUCCGCUACGCGGCGAGCCUGGACGCCUUCCUGGCCUCCCCGUGGCGCUACUACAACGCCAGCGCUGGGCUGCUCAACGCCUACGCCCGAAACAACAUGUGGUUUGACUUUGGCUUUGACCACCAAGCACCAGAGGACGAGAGUUAUGUGCGCGCGCGCCUGGCUGACGUGGAGCGGCGCUUCCAGCUGGUGCUCAUCGCAGAGCACUUCGACGAGUCCAUGGUGCUGCUGCGGCGGCGGCUCCGCUGGCGGCUGGACGACGUGAUCACCUUUAGGCUCAACGCACGCAGCCCACACUCCAUUACCAGCUUGGCGCGGGAGAGUCAGGAGCGCGCCAAGCGCUGGUGCGCGCUGGACUGGCGCCUCUAUCAGCACUUCAACCGCAGCUUCUGGACCCAGCUGCAUGCGGAGCUGGGCCCGCGGCAGCUACGCACGGAGGUGGCGCUGCUGCGGGCACGGCGACGAGAGCUCACCGCCCUGUGCCUGGAGGACGCGGCGCCCAAGAACAAGAGUCAGAUCCGCGAUCCGCGCCUGCGCCCCUACCAGCCGGGGGCGGCUGACAUCCUGGGCUACAACCUCAGGCAGGACCUAGAAAACGCCACGCUGCGCCUGUGUCAGCGCAUGGUGAUGCCGGAGAUCCAGUACACCGCCCACCUGUAUGCCCUGCAGUUUCCGGAGAAGCCCCCCAAGAACACGCAGUUCUUGGAGAAGUAGAGGAGCUGGUGCUGGGGAGGAGGCUCCACAGACACCAGUCCUCUCAGCACAUUAACGGGAGGCCUUGGCUCAAGCAGAGCCUGCUCUAAAGUUAAAAGAGUGAGGCCCCCAAGGAAGACACCUGCCUGUGACUUGCCUGUCUGUGAGAGGACCCUGAAUGUGGGUGGCAGGCUGCCUGGUCAGCGGCUGUGCAUAAUGUUCAUAAAGUUGAAUGUCUCACAAGUAAGAGAGUGAAUGAUAAUUACUCAGGGUCGUCAGGCUGCCAACAGAGGACCUGAGCCCGGGGAAUCCUUCUAGGGUCUUGGGCAGUGGGGCUGUGGAUCCUUGAAGGAAUUCGGAACAUUCCCCGUGAAUUUUAAGCCUAGGGGACAUGGCACUGGUGGCAGAGAUGGGUCCAGGCUCUGGGGUGUUUGGAGCAGCUCCCUUUCUUUGGGUAGAUGAGGUUUAUUUUGUACUGAAGAACAGUUUAGAGUGAGAGAUGUCAGAAUUGCCCAAGAGACACGUGGUCCAGCCUGAGCACAGGAUUCAGGUCGGCUCCAAAUCUCCCUUCAUGCCUAGUGAGGGAGAAAACCCAUGACUUGCCGAAGGAGCUCAGAAGGGCCUGGUGUCCAACACAUUCUUGGAGAUCACAUUGGAUGUGGGAUAAGAAGGCAACUUCUGGGCACUCCCUUUGUCAUUCAUGGGGAGGGACUGAGGCCCCUGCCUGGCAGGACAUGGCUGCCUAGGGGCCUGUCCAGUAGAGUGGGCUGUGGGCCCCAGCCUGGGCCCUUCGUCUAUGGCCUGGCCUGCAGCCGUGAAGACCCUGGUUAGGUGUCCAUGUCUAGGUAUGUCCAAGCUUUUCAGGAGUCAGCAUUUCAAAGAAGGCAGAGGACCCCAAAUAAUCAGAACAGGCAGCUCUUGUGGACACCCACAAAAUGGAAGGAACUUUGAGUUGGAUUUUCAGUGAGAUUAGAGGACAAUACUGCACUGAAUUUGGGAAUAUUGAAAUUGGACUUCUGAAACCUGCACAGGGACAGGGAAGAAGAGCGUGAGCAUCGCUGAGUGUCAGUGGUGGGGCUCCCAGAAGGCAAAAGAGAUGACAGGUAAAAAACUAGGUCAAAUGGCAAAGAGAACAGUCCUCCCUCAUCAGCUCACCUAGGCCAGCGUGAGCUCAGGGUGAGAAGACCCUGCUCUUCUGAACACAAAUCAGGUUGUGUGGGGAAGAAGGGAGAGUUGGACCACAGUGACCAUAGUCAUGAUGUCUGCAGCCCUGGCAUGGAUCUUGCUCUCAGCUGCACUGUAAUCUAAGA